Racocetra fulgida is the source of this 354-nucleotide messenger RNA. Lineage: Eukaryota; Fungi; Glomeromycota; Glomeromycetes; Diversisporales; Gigasporaceae. The record is from the annotation of a GenBank genome assembly.
AUGCCUUCAGAACAUUGGCUGGAAUUAGUAGAUUGUUGGAUGUGUCAUCAAGAAGAUUAUCAACAAGCACGAAUGAGUGACAUAAUUGUUAGAGAAAAUAUUGGGUUGGUUGGCAAUACAUAUUUCUUGAUUCAUCCUAAAGAUGUUAAAAGUGAUGCUGUUGAAAUCGAAGAACGAUUGGCCCAAGUGGAUUUUAGUAAGCAGGCAGUUUUUGUUGAGUUAGAAAGUGAUACUAAUGACGCAUUUAUAGCUGCCGACCUUUUUGAGGCGGCAAAAGCGCAUGCUACUUAUCGUUUUAUCAUUGAAGGACAAAAUUCGAAUCAAACUUACGCUUUAGUAAGAAUUUCAUGUUAA